Saitoella complicata NRRL Y-17804 is the source of this 2505-nucleotide messenger RNA. Its product is annotated as phosphatidylinositol 3-kinase. Gene Ontology annotation, biological process: autophagy of peroxisome; endocytosis; autophagosome assembly. The record is from RefSeq and is a predicted model, not a curated record. Gene Ontology annotation, molecular function: 1-phosphatidylinositol-3-kinase activity. Bases 1 to 2505 code for a protein of 834 amino acids. Lineage: Eukaryota; Fungi; Ascomycota; Saitoellomycetes; Saitoellales; Saitoellaceae. The transcript is spliced from 6 exons. Gene Ontology annotation, cellular component: phosphatidylinositol 3-kinase complex, class III, type II; membrane; cytoplasm.
AUGGAGGAGAAGUCGUUCUCCUUCUGCUACUCCACCCAGCUAGACAUACCAGUGUAUCUGAGAGUAGCAUCGCUUGAAGGGCAGUCGAAGCAGCUGCCGUACUCACAGUUACACGCCAAUCCGGAGCUGAAGUAUGUCGGCUCUAAUACUAAUUCGGUGUCGGAGCUUUAUGCGACGGUGCAACUAUUCGCGGAGAGUAAGCCUUUGACGGUACCGAUACGAACGUCAUACAAACCUUUCAAGAUACGGCGGCUAUGGAACGAGUGGAUUACACUGCCCAUCAAGUACUCCGAUCUUCCACGCACGUCCGUGCUGGCGGUGACGUUAUGGGACUACUCUGCGGAUAUUCAGCAUGUGCCUUUUGGUGGAGCAACUUUACCGCUGUUUGAGGAUGAUGGUACCUUGAGGAAAGGACGGCAGAAGCUGAAGAUACAUCUGGGGAAGGAAGCGGAUGGAUCGGCAUAUACGUCAACACCUCAUACCCCGGAUGCGUCUGAUGAGCUGGACCGUCUAGAGAAGCUCAUUAAGAUGCAAGACGCCGCCGAAAUUCCUCAGAUUGGUUGGAUGGACGCCCUUGCCUUCCAGCACCUCGAACGUCUAAAUCGCGCAAACACUAAAGACAACGUCCGGCAUCUUUACCUCGAGUUCCCCAUCUUCGACUUUCCGAUUGUUCACCACUCGUACACUUACCCCUCGAUAACCGACUCCAUGCCCGCCCCUGUCCCACUUCCCUACCAGAAUCAGAUGACAGCAAAGGAUGACAGACGAUUUGUCACAGUCUUUGAUCCGGAAAUGAUGAGGGAGAAUCCUAUCGAGGUUAAACACCGACGGUUAACCCGAAGUCAUCGGAAUGGACCAAUGGACCGCGACAUGAAACCCGACGCAAAGACGCGUGACGAGUUAAACGAAAUCAUCAAGCUUCCCAGCAGUCAAGAACUCUCCGGCGACGAAAAAGACCUGUUAUGGAAGUUUAGGUAUUUCUUGACGAGGGAUAAGAGAGCGUUGACGAAAUUUGUGAAGAGUGUUACGUGGAGUGAUUCAACGGAGGCACGGCAGGCUGCGGAGUUGUUGCCGAGGUGGUCGAGUAUUGAUGUUGAUGAUGCGCUGGAGCUUCUUGGGCCGUCGUUUACGAAUGUGGCGGUGAGGUCGUAUGCUGUUCAACGGUUGCAGAAGUCAGAUGAUGAGGAGAUCUUGCUGUAUCUACUACAGCUCGUGCAAGCUCUGAAGUUUGAGAACAUCCCGGUGGACGCCAAAGAUAAAGAUGGCAAGGGGGAGCAGGCUUCCAGUUUAGCGGAUUUCUUGGUGGGAAGGGCGGUGGAAAAUGAGAUUCUGGGAAUUCAUUUUCAUUGGUAUUUGAUGGUUGAGUGUGAGGAUCGGAGUAAAGGGAGGUUGUUUGCGAAGGUUGCGCAUCAGUUCAUGACGACACUGGUCAAGCGCCCCGACGGCAAAGAACGGCGAAGCGUGUUGAAGCGACAAGCAGGUCUCGUAGCCGAUCUGGCACAGCUAUCACAAUCAUUGCGGUCUUCGAAGGAUGGACGACCGAAGAAGAUCGAGAAGUUGAGGCAUUAUUUGGCGGAUCCGAAGCAUGGUAUGGCGCAGUUUGAGCCGUUGCCGUUACCUCUGAAUCCCAGCUUGUCGAUUGUGGGGAUCGUUCCGGACACAGCGACUAUCUUCAAGAGUAGCAUGCUACCACUCAGAUUGGAUUUCAAAUGCGAUGAUGGAUCGACGUAUCCGGUUAUCUUCAAGACCGGUGAUGACCUACGACAGGAUCAACUCGUCGUUCAGAUCAUCCGCCUCAUGGAUCGCCUACUACUAAAGGAGAAUCUGGACCUAAAGCUCACGCCAUACCGCGUAUUGGCGACAGGACCGACCCACGGUGCGAUGCAAUUCGUGCCGAGUAUGCCUAUUGCGACGGCGUUGGUGGAGUUUAACGGGAGUGUACUUGCGUAUAUGAAGAAGAAUAAUCCGGAUCCAGGGGCGAGGUUUGGGGUGAAGGCGGAGGCGAUGGAUACGUAUGUCAAGAGUUGUGCUGGGUAUUGUGUCAUUACGUAUCUCCUGGGUGUUGGGGACCGACACCUGGAUAAUCUCCUCAUCAGUCCCGACGGGCACUUCUUCCAUAUCGAUUUCGGGUUCAUAUUAGGUCGGGAUCCCAAACCUUUCCCGCCCGCCAUGAAGCUCUGCAAAGAAAUGGUCGAAGGCAUGGGCGGCGCACAAUCCGAAUACUACAAACAAUUCAAGAGCUACUGCUACACCGCCUUCACAACCCUCCGAAAACAAGCAAACCUCAUCCUGAACCUCUUUGCGCUCAUGGUCGACGCAAAUAUCCCGGACAUCAAGAUCGAGCCUGAUAAAGCCGUCACGAAGGUCAAGGAUAAGUUCUGUUUGGAGAUGAGUGAGGAGGAAGCGAUUAACUUUUUUGAGACGUUGAUUAAUGAUAGUGUUAAUGCGCUGUUUCCGCAGGUUAUUGAUAGGUUGCAUACGAUGACGCAGUAUUGGAGGUCGUGA